Trichoplax adhaerens is the source of this 1332-nucleotide messenger RNA. RefSeq lists its product as uncharacterized. Bases 1 to 1332 code for a protein of 443 amino acids. Gene Ontology annotation, biological process: protein K48-linked deubiquitination. Gene Ontology annotation, molecular function: calcium ion binding; K48-linked deubiquitinase activity; cysteine-type deubiquitinase activity. The record is from RefSeq and is a predicted model, not a curated record. Lineage: Eukaryota; Metazoa; Placozoa; Uniplacotomia; Trichoplacea; Trichoplacidae. The transcript is spliced from 14 exons.
AUGGCAAACCAACCCGAAAAUGGCUUAUCGUUAUCAUCAAUUCAUAAUAGCUUUCCAAUUGAAGUCUUACCAGCAGUAAUUGAAAUAGUGUGGGGUAAACAAAUACAGCCCUCUAUUUUUCGCCGCUGGUGUCAAGGUUUCACUUUCAGCCAGCAUGAACCUAGCGCUUUAAUCCAACAUCAUGGUGGUCCUUGCGCGAUUAUUACUGCAGUUCAGGCAAAUAUCUUACUAGAACUACUAUUUAGAGAAAAAACUAGCGGAGAUAUAUCAUGGAAUCAUUUAAAUGAUGAAGAAGUAAAUCAAUUACUGGCAGGAGCGAUAUUUCAUAUUAUUAAAUCACUGCAGGUUGAUCGUUAUAUUAUCGUUGCAUUGCCCAAAAAUUCAACAGAUAACGAAUCUAAUACCAAUCAAGAAAUUAUAAAUGUUGAAGAUUUUCAUUUAAAAUUAAGGCAAUGGAUAUUUAAUGACACAGAAUCACUUAAAACAUGGAUACGAAAUGAACUGCAGAUAUUUCAAGGCCAAUUUGGUGUUCUGUCGUUAUUAUAUUCAGUUAUUCUGAGUAAAGGCUUGGAAAGCAUUCAAAAUGAUAGAGAAGAAACAGCAGAACCAUUGAUCGAUCCAACCUUUGGUUACGGCAGCCAGAGUUUAAUAAACUUGAUGAUCACUGGAAGUGCAGUCGCUAAUAUUUGGGAUAACACUAGAAAUAUUGACGGAUUAGUUCUAUUUGGUAUACAAAAACAGCCACAAAUUGGAUUCUUAUCACUAAUGGAACAUCUUAGAUACUGUGAGGUAGGAUCUUUCCUCAAAAAUCCUGCUAAUCCUAUUUGGAUUUUAAGCAGUGCUGAACAUCUAACUGUGCUAUUUUCGACGGAUCGUUCGUUGGCCUGCACUGAAGAUCCUAGGAGUGAAGCUAUAAGAACUUUUUUGAAAUACGACGAAACUGAGAACGGCUUCAUUCCUAAUGAAAAGCUGGGAAAUGUAAUGGAGGAACUUGGACUAGAGACUGACAUUGAAUAUGUAUCUUAUAUGGCUAAAUGCCUGGAUCAAGAUAGCCUGGGAAUUAUUUUACUCAAAAAUUUUUUAAACGAAUUUUUCCCUAGCGUAGAGAGUGAUUCAGAAUUCACUAAAAGUUUUACAUUGUAUCAUUAUAAUGGCUUACAAAAGUCGAAUAGAGAUGGAAAGGUAACAUACAAUGAAUGCAUAGCAACAACUUCGGGUGACGAUUGUAAUCUACCGAACAGCAAUGAGGAACAAUUUGUCCAAUGCCUAAAAACUAAAUGGAGAAACUUGUUAAAGUUAGAUCCAUCCAAUGGAUAUCCGUCACUAAACUGA